AAAAGGAGGGGGGGAGGGCGGCCAGUGGGUAAGUUCUCCUCCACACAAAAAUCAAAAGAACGCUCUCAUCAGCCUCCGCCUCCCAUCGGUCGUCUCCCAACCGGCGCAGAGAGCGGGCCCGGCCUCCUUUCGCAGCCACCCAAUCGAAUCGCUGUCCGAGGUAAAAGAGAAGGCGACGAUGGUUGAUCAAGUUCAACACCCAACUGUGAUGCACAAGGUGGCUGGCCAGCUCCUUGUCCGCUCUAGCUUUUCUCAAGACAUGCGCAGCUGCGAUGGGGCUCUCCAGCGGCCCGCUCUCUACCAGAGACGUGCAUAUGGCAACUACACCAAUGCCGCAUUCCAGUAUCCUGGAUUGCCUACUUGCCGAGCUUCCACCGAUUUAUCUAUGGUUGCUUCUUCAAAUGCAUCUCCAAUGUUCGUUCAUGCCCCAGCAGAGAAAGGGAUUGCUAGCUUUGCUAUUGAUUUCUUAAUGGGAGGAGUCUCAGCUGCUGUGUCCAAGACAGCUGCUGCCCCGAUUGAGCGUGUGAAGCUUCUCAUUCAGAAUCAGGAUGAAAUGAUUAAGGCUGGUAGGCUGUCUGAACCUUACAAGGGUAUUGGUGAUUGUUUUAAGAGGACAAUGCAGGAUGAGGGGAUUGUGUCAUUGUGGAGAGGGAACACUGCCAAUGUCAUCCGUUACUUCCCCACUCAGGCCCUGAACUUUGCAUUCAAGGAUUACUUCAAGAGGCUCUUUAACUUCAAGAAGGACAGGGAUGGCUACUGGAAAUGGUUCGCCGGUAACUUGGCAUCAGGAGGUGCGGCUGGUGCUUCAUCCCUUCUCUUCGUGUAUUCUCUGGAUUAUGCCCGUACACGUCUUGCCAAUGAUGCGAAGGCUGCAAAGAAGGGCGGAGGGAGGCAGUUCAAUGGAUUGGUUGACGUCUACAGGAAGACACUCAAGUCUGAUGGAAUUGCGGGGCUAUACCGUGGUUUCAAUAUUUCCUGUGUUGGAAUCAUUGUGUACCGUGGUCUCUACUUUGGAAUGUAUGACUCUUUGAAGCCAGUGGUCUUGACUGGAAACUUGCAGGAUAGUUUCUUUGCUAGCUUUGCCCUCGGUUGGCUCAUCACAAAUGGUGCUGGGCUCGCAUCCUAUCCCAUUGACACAGUUAGAAGAAGGAUGAUGAUGACCUCCGGUGAAGCAGUCAAGUACAAGAGCUCAAUGGAUGCAUUCUCGCAGAUCCUGAAGAAUGAGGGUGCCAAGUCUCUUUUCAAGGGUGCUGGUGCUAACAUCCUCCGCGCCGUUGCUGGUGCUGGCGUGCUUGCUGGUUAUGAUAAGUUGCAGCUGAUUGUCUUUGGCAAGAAGUAUGGAUCUGGCGGUGCCUAAAUAUCAGAUCACUGAUAAUGAUUCCUUUGUGCUCUUUAGCAGUUAGAUGGCGAUGAAAAUCAUUUGAGUUCUGAAAGUCUAUUCCGGCGGAAUUUUCUAUGAAAUAAUUCAGAUUUAGGAGUUGCUCCUGAACCAAUUGCUAUUAUGGCUGUAAUUUUGAUCUUACAGACCACAUUUUUUGCUUGGAGGUUUUUGAGGAGUUCCUCUACUGUAUGAAUUCAAAUAUAUCUAUUUAUACAAUUGGAGAAAAUUGUGUCGAUUAUUUUUAAA
This is a messenger RNA of Punica granatum (pomegranate), 1627 nucleotides long. NCBI's taxonomy places the organism in Eukaryota, Viridiplantae, Streptophyta, Magnoliopsida, Myrtales, Lythraceae. The record is from RefSeq and is a predicted model, not a curated record.